AUGCGCGUCCCAGAAAGGGAUCAGGUGAAUACCACCAACAACUGUUUGAUCGAUUGCCACCUCGACGUCUGGACACGAUUUCCUGUUCAAGCUGCUAUCCGGAGAGAAAACAUCAGCCAUCUUGGGCGCAGUAGACAAUCUAUCACCUUCUUGACCGACAACCCUGAGGCUCCUUUUGCUGCAUAUUUCCAUGGUUUGAUAAGAUCCUUCCAGGAUCACGUCCACAAACCCACCGGCGGAGUGCUCUCGGAGAUCAAAGUAUGUGCGCUUCGUCACGCAGAUUUUUCUUUCCAAGAUCUGGCAGUCUCCUUGUUCUCUGCUGGUGAAUGGGUCGUAGAGCUGCUGUGCCUAAUCCCACUCCAUCUCGCUGUCACACGCCAAAAUAGAUUCAUUCCAUUGAAAGAUGGCGUCUGGACCCCUGAAUAUGAACGUGAACUACUUGGUGCGGACGUUGGACAGAUUGUCGACGCACUGAGUCUGGGAUGGUAUGAAUCUUUAUUCCAGUCGUACAUGGUCUCAAAGCCAGUUCGAGUCGUCAGCUCUAUGGGCGAGCAAUCUGUUGGUAAAAGCUACUCCUUGAACCACUUCGUAGACACUUCGUUUGCUGGGUCAGCAAUGAGAACAACUGAAGGUGUAUGGAUGUCGGUAACUCCGACCCAUGAUGCUCUUGUUGUAGCGCUCGAUUUUGAAGGUGUACAUUCCAUUGAGAGAAGCCCUCAAGAAGAUGCAUUACUUGUUCUAUUCAACACUGCGAUCUCGAACCUGGUACUGUUUCGCAACAACUUUGCUCUGUCUCGAAAUAUUUCUGGCCUCUUCACGAGCUUCCAAUCAUCGUCAUCUAUUCUUGAUCCUGCAUCUAAUCCAGGGAUUUUCAAUGGGACUCUCUGUAUUAUUAUUCGCGACGUCGUUGACACUGACGCACGAGAUAUCAUCAAUGAGUUUAGUCUGAAAUUUCGGAAAAUCGUUGAAGAUGAAAAGGAGGACAACUUCAUUUCACGUUUGCACCGUGGUCGCAUAAGCAUCAUCCCGUGGCCAGUGAUCAAUACUCACCGCUUCUUCAACUUGUUCGGGUCUCUGAAGAAGCGAUUCGAGCGGCAAGGUGUCACCUACACUAGCGCUGGUGUUUUUUUACAUACCCUCAAGACAUUGAUGGCAAAGCUCAAAGCUAACGAUUGGGGUGCUUUGGAUCAAACCCUUGCAUCGCAUCGGGCGCGUGUUUUAACAUCAUCACUUCGAGGAGCCCUCUCCCGUGGAUUGAUGGAACCUGACUGCGAACCAUUGAAGGCGCUCACACAUCACCUAUCAGGGCUGAUUGAGACUCGCAUUACCCUUGUCCGCGACUGGCUUAGUGCUAAUACCUCACGGUUCAAGGACUUUGACGACGUCCAGCGUCUUCGUCGCACGGCAGAUAUCGCAUAUCUAGACGUGCUCGCUUCGGUCCAGGUCUGCAGUAUGCAGUGUCUUAACUGCAGCCUUGCAUGUAUACGACCAAAAAAUCACCCAUUGGAUCACAUGUGCGGUACAUCACACAGAUGCUGGAGGCAAUGCGAGAUUUCCGAGCAACAUUCUUCACCAAAAGAUUGCGGUUUGCCGUGA
Messenger RNA from Heterobasidion irregulare TC 32-1, 1596 nucleotides. RefSeq lists its product as uncharacterized. Lineage: Eukaryota; Fungi; Basidiomycota; Agaricomycetes; Russulales; Bondarzewiaceae. The coding region runs from base 1 to 1596 and encodes 531 amino acids. The transcript is spliced from 13 exons. The record is from RefSeq and is a predicted model, not a curated record. Gene Ontology annotation, molecular function: GTP binding; GTPase activity.